Molecule: messenger RNA, 810 nt
Organism: Gymnogyps californianus (California condor)
Lineage: Eukaryota; Metazoa; Chordata; Aves; Accipitriformes; Cathartidae
Product: selenoprotein Pb-like
Exons: 4
Biological process (GO): selenium compound metabolic process
Cellular component (GO): extracellular region
Molecular function (GO): selenium binding
Source: RefSeq, a predicted model, not a curated record
AUGGGGCUGCUGGUGCUGGCCCUGGCUGCCUGGCUGGGGCUGGGGCUGGGGCUGGCCUCAGCCUCGGAGGGGGUGGCCAACAGCAGCCGGCUCUGCCGGGAGGCGCCGGCAUGGACCGUCAAUGGCUUGAGCCCCAUGGCAGGGGCGGCAGGGCAGGUGACGGUGGUGGCCCUGCUGAAGGCCAGCUGACACUUCUGCCUGCAGCAGGCCCGCAGCCUCGGGGGCCUGCGGGAGAGGCUGGCCCGGCAGGGCACGGUCGAUGUCCGCUACAUGAUCGUCAACGAGAAGGCGCCGCUCUCCCGUGCCAUCUUUGGGGAGCUGGAGCGCCAGGCCCCGCCGGGCGUCCCCGUCUUCCAGCCGGAGCCGGAGGAGCCCGACGUCUGGCAGGUCCUGGGGGGCGACAAGGACGACUUCCUCGUCUACGACCGGUGCGGCCGCCUGGCUUUCCACAUCCAGCUGCCCUACAGCUUCCUCCACUUCCCCUAUGUGGAGUCGGCCAUCCGCUUCAUCCACAGCCAGGACUUCUGUGGCAACUGCUCCCUCUACCCCAACACCACCCGGGAGGCUAACAGUACCAUGGAGGUCCCUGUAACUCUGAGCCCGCUUCCCGAACAAGAGGGGAAGGGGUCAGAGACCCCCAUCCACCAGCACAACCCCCUCCAUCCUCACCACCACCACGAGGUCAGCAGCAAGAGAGCCACAGACCAGAGUGGGGACCAUGAACCUGCCACUCAUGCUCACCACCACCAUGGAGACCACGGCCAGCCCUGUCAUGAGGGGAAGAAACAGAAGGAGGGAGAUGAGCACUAA